This is a messenger RNA of Halteromyces radiatus, 1377 nucleotides long. RefSeq names its product homocitrate synthase. Gene Ontology annotation, cellular component: mitochondrion. The transcript is spliced from 4 exons. Gene Ontology annotation, molecular function: homocitrate synthase activity. The record is from RefSeq and is a predicted model, not a curated record. The coding region runs from base 55 to 1353 and encodes 432 amino acids. NCBI's taxonomy places the organism in Eukaryota, Fungi, Mucoromycota, Mucoromycetes, Mucorales, Cunninghamellaceae.
UUUUUUCUUUUUUCAACUUUUUUAAUAUUUAUUUGUUUGAUUUUUUAUAAUAUCAUGGCUCCUCCUAGAGAUAAUAAUGACACAGAUGGUUCUUCCAACAACAAUGAACGUGUACGUGAACCUAUUGUUUCUCCUUAUAUGCCCAAGUAUCCUGAUCCAAUGUCCAAUGUUUCCAAGUUUAAGAUUAUUGAAUCUACUCUUAGAGAGGGAGAACAAUUUGCCAAUGCAUUUUUUGAUACAGCCAAGAAAGUAGAAAUUGCCAAAGCAUUAGAUGAAAUGGGAGUGGAUUAUCUUGAAUUGACAUCACCUGCGGCAUCGGAACAAUCUUACAAUGAUUGUAAAACCAUUUCUGGAUUAGGUUUAAAGGCCAAGAUCUUGACUCAUACACGUUGUCAUAUGGAUGAUGCUCGAUUGGCCAUUGAUACUGGUGUAGAUGGUGUGGAUGUAGUCAUCGGUACAUCAAGUUAUUUACGUGAAUUCUCUCAUGGCAAGGAUAUGGAAUACAUCACUAACAAGGCUACUGAAGUCAUCACUUAUAUCAAAAAUCAAGGUAAAGAAGUUCGUUUCUCUACUGAAGAUUCUUUUCGUUCCGAUCUCGUGGAUUUGCUUUCCAUUUAUAAGGCAGUCGAUAAAUUAGGUGUGGAUCGUGUGGGAAUUGCUGAUACAGUGGGUUGUGCCAAUCCUCGUCAAGUAUAUGAAUUGGUUCGUACUUUACGUAGUGUCGUCAACUGUGAUAUUGAAUGUCAUUUCCAUAAUGAUACUGGUUGUGCUAUUGCUAAUGCUUAUGCUGCUUUGGAAGCUGGUGCUACUCAUAUUGAUACUUCAGUGUUGGGUAUUGGAGAACGUAAUGGGAUUACACCGUUGGGGGGAUUAUUGGCACGUAUGUACACGGCUGACAAGGCAUAUGUGAAGAACAAGUACGAUUUGACCAAGAUUCGGGAUGUGGAGAACAUUGUGGCCGAAGCUGUGGAAGUGACAGUGCCAUUCAACAAUUACAUCACUGGUUAUUGUGCAUUCACUCACAAGGCAGGGAUUCAUGCCAAGGCUAUUCUCAACAAUCCUUCUACUUAUGAAAUCUUAGAUCCUGUUGAUUUUAACCAAUCUCGUUAUGUUUCCAUUGGCCAUCGUUUGACUGGAUGGAAUGCUGUCAAGAAUCGUAUUGAACAACUCAAGUUAGGAUUGACGGAUGAAGAUGCAAAACAAGUUACUCAAAAAAUCAAGGAAUUGGCCGAUAUCCGUCCUCUUAGUUUGGAAAAUGUCGAUGUGCUACUUCGUCAAUAUCAUUCUGCAAAGGAAACAUCAAGUCAUUUGGAAGUGUUAGAAACUGUUAUCAAUCCUGAUCAGUUAGCUUAGAACAUCCCCUACGUUUUUUAUUAU